Messenger RNA from Triticum aestivum (bread wheat), 1258 nucleotides. Its product is annotated as pathogen-associated molecular patterns-induced protein A70. The coding region runs from base 108 to 734 and encodes 208 amino acids. The record is from RefSeq and is a predicted model, not a curated record. NCBI's taxonomy places the organism in Eukaryota, Viridiplantae, Streptophyta, Magnoliopsida, Poales, Poaceae. The transcript has a single exon.
AGCUCCUUUAUCAUCUCGUCUGUCGAGCUUUCAGCGAGCCCAAGGAGAGAGCAACGCACAAGAAACACGCGAGCUGGUGAGCAGCGCCGAAGCGAGAGCGGGCGCCGAUGGCUGGAACGGAGUGGUGCUGGCCGCUGCCGGCGUGGAUGGGCUCCGGCGCGGCGUGGUUCGUGGCCCUCAACCUCGUCGUGGGCGCCAUCUUCGCCCUGUCGUCGCGAGAGCAGCCGCGGUCGCCCUCGCCGCGCCGCGCCGGGAGCGGGGGCGGGAUCACGCGCAGGGCCUCGUCGGCGGUGCUGCAGCGCAUCCGGUCCUUCAGCAUCUUCUCCUUCCCGUCCUCGUCCUUCCACACCGCGGAGCCUAGCCCGGGUGCCGCCGCGGCCAUCUUCCACGAAACAGAGGACGCGGGGACGCCGAAGACGAGGUCGCCAUCGACGCCCCGUCUACCACGCCCACACGCGACGGCCGAGCCGGCUAGAUCCGCAAAAGAGGACGUCGUGGAAGACGAGAAUUCGAUGAGCAUGGACGAGGCGUAUGCGCUCGCCCUGGCGGGGCGGCAGCGGGCGGCGCCGACGGAGGAGGAGGCGGCGGGGUCCGAGGUGGACGCCAAGGCGGAGGAGUUCAUCCAGGGGUUCAAGGAGGACCUCAGGCAGCAGCGCCUCAAGUCCAUCUUCAACUACACCCAGAUGCUCAAGCGCCGCGCCGCCGGCGGCCAGCCGCCUGCCGCACCAGAAUGAUACCGUCGCUCGCAUCGCACCGAUGGUUGGUUGGUCUGCUCGUUCCGCUUCCGUGAUUGGCUCACGUGAUCGUUGAAAGUUCAGACCAACUCAGGAUUGACUUGCUGUCAUGGACGUCGCCGCCGGCACAGCAGCCGGUCUGGUCCACCAUUGAUUCACAUGUUCAUUGCUUAAUUUUUUAUUUUCUUUAGAGAGGAUUGCUUCGCGUGUUUGGUUUAAAAAAAGGGAGAGCUGGCCUUUUUGAGUUGCUUGCUCUCGUGUACAUAGGCUUUCGGUUGUUGGUUUGUCCAGAUUGCUUCUAGUGGGUUUCCUUUUUAUUGGCUUGCACUCCUGUACAUAGGCAUUUUGGCUUGGCUUGUAUGCACUGCAUGCCGUGUUCCUUUCUUGUCAGUGCUCCUUUCUUGUAAGCACAAUCUUUUUAUUUGUUGCAUGUAACUUGAAAGUCUACAGUCAAUUUAUUUGUUGUAACAUAGGAUUCUACAGUAAUCAUCAAUCAGAUGCAGGCAACAUCCUGCAUUCUUUUA